AUGUCGGCUCACGAGGAAUACGAUGAAUCAGCGAUGGCGGAUGGGGGACCCAACCCUGGCGCGCCCACACCCCUCGCAGCCUUGGAGGGCGUUGCAGGUCUGACUAAACGUGACAUUCAAAUGAUCAUCGAGGGAGGCUACAACACGGUUGAGUCCGUCGCCUAUACACCAAGGAGGGUACUUGAACAGAUCAAGGGUAUCUCGGAACAGAAAGCUCAAAAGAUCCUCACUGAAGCUUCGAAACUCGUUCCCAUGGGCUUCACUACUGCUACGGAAAUGCAUCAGCGUCGCAGUGAGCUCAUCUCCAUCACGACGGGCUCCAAGAACCUUGACACACUGUUGGCUGGUGGCAUCGAAACCGGCAGCGUAACUGAAAUCUUCGGCGAGUUUCGCACGGGAAAGUCACAAAUCUGCCACACACUGGCCGUGACAUGUCAGUUGCCUUUUGAUAUGGGUGGCGGUGAGGGAAAGUGCAUGUACAUCGACACAGAAGGCACCUUUCGCCCCGUCCGUCUUCUUGCUGUGGCCAAUCGAUAUGGUCUUUCUGGGGAAGAGGUUCUCGACAAUGUCGCCUAUGCAAGAGCGUACAACUCGGAUCAUCAACUGCAGUUAUUGAAUCAAGCAGCCGCCAUGAUGUGCGAGACACGAUUCAGUCUUCUGAUUGUUGACUCAGCCACCUCGCUCUACCGAACUGACUUUUUGGGUCGUGGUGAGCUCAGCUCUCGUCAGACCCAUCUCGCCAAGUUCAUGCGUACUCUUCAGCGUCUUGCUGAUGAGUUCGGGAUUGCUGUCGUUAUUACGAACCAGGUGGUGGCACAGGUCGAUGGCGGUCCAUCAGCCAUGUUCAACCCCGACCCCAAGAAGCCCAUCGGCGGCAACAUCAUCGCACAUGCCAGUACAACACGCAUCAGUUUAAAGAAGGGAAGGGCUGAGACAAGAAUAGCCAAGAUUUACGACAGCCCUUGUCUGCCAGAGAGUGACUGUCUUUUCGCGAUUGGCGAAGAUGGUAUCGGGGACCCGGCUCCCAAGGACAUGGAGAAGAACUGAUGGAUUCUCUCCAAAGGCAUGGGGUCAAUGAGUCUAGUAUACAUGUAUUUAUUUGAGCAGACAUGAAGGAUGGACGGGAUGCAUUGCAAAGGUUAUGGGAUGGUAAUGAAGGGUCAUGGUAGAGACAGGCAAGGCGUUUCGAGACAUUGCAUUUGUAGGAUGAUCUUAUCUGAUUUAGCUUGUACUUUUAGUACUGAAAAAAUUGCAUGGAAUUCUUGGCUUA
Messenger RNA from Podospora pseudocomata, 1270 nucleotides. RefSeq names its product RecA recombinase Rhp51 (gene rhp51). The record is from RefSeq and is a predicted model, not a curated record. Gene Ontology annotation, cellular component: condensed nuclear chromosome. Gene Ontology annotation, biological process: chromosome organization involved in meiotic cell cycle; mitotic recombination; mitotic recombination-dependent replication fork processing. Lineage: Eukaryota; Fungi; Ascomycota; Sordariomycetes; Sordariales; Podosporaceae. The transcript has 2 exons. The coding region runs from base 1 to 1047 and encodes 348 amino acids. Gene Ontology annotation, molecular function: single-stranded DNA binding; double-stranded DNA binding; ATP-dependent DNA damage sensor activity.